Molecule: messenger RNA, 2123 nt
Organism: Bursaphelenchus okinawaensis
Lineage: Eukaryota; Metazoa; Nematoda; Chromadorea; Rhabditida; Aphelenchoididae
Source: the annotation of a GenBank genome assembly
AUGACUCUCCCAGAACCACAAUCUCCACGCACUGGCCUCGCCCUCUCCGACCUCGGCACCACCACCAGCUCGUACUCGGUGGGCGGUGCAGGCAUCAGCGGACUGGCAAUCUCAUCACACGGCGGCAGCUCCAACUGGUCCACACGAGGCGUGGGCGGUAUUGGCGCAGGCAUUGGCGUUGGCGGCGGUGCUGGCAUUGGUGGUGGUGCAGGUUUGGGCGGAUUAACUGGCGCCGGCAACAACGGAUCAUCGGUAUGUUUUUGAGGUCGGUUUUGCACUCUUUUAGCACUAUUUAGAGGGGCUUAGGCUUAGAGGUAGCGGGGGUGUUUUAGAGUUUUUAGGGACGUGAUUUAGCGUUUUAGGCUAGUUUUUGUUUUGUAUGAUAGUGUUUAAAUCGUGUGGCGUAGUUAAGGUAUAGUAGAGUACAGUAGUGUAGGGUAGGGCAGAGUGUGGUAGACGUUUUAAAAUUACAACACCUUUUGGGCCUAAUAACUAUUUUUAAACAUAAAAAACCAUUUUUAAGCCUAAAAAAUCAUUCUUAAGCCUAAAAAACAGUUUUUAAGCAUAAACAUUAUUUUUAAGCUUAGAUAUCAUUUUUAAGCCUAAAAACUAUCUUUAAGCUUAACAAACUAUUUUUAAGCCUAAAAGAUCAUUUUUAAGCUCAGAUAUCAUCUUUAAGCCUAAAAAUCAUUUUUAAGCUUAAAAACCAUAAUUAAGGCUAAAAACCUACUAACAGCCAAAAAAAAAUUUUUUAAGCCGAAAUUAAAAUUCCAAGCUUAAAAAUCAUUUUUCGCAAGCCUAAAGUCCUGAUUUAAAAAAUUAUAAGCGUUUUUCGGCAAGUUUUUUUUAUCCAGGUCAUGGUCAAGCGGGUUCAUCAACGCACUUUGUUCAUAAAAACCGAAAUGCGGGGUUUUUUGUAAAUUUUUCGAGUUUCCGCAGCUGAUUUGUCCCAGUUUUGUUUGUGGUCAAGGUUGUUUCGUAGGCGAAUUAGGGGUGAAUUUGUUUUAGUAUGUAAGUCAAUAGUCUUUAGGCUGUAAGAAUACUGUAUAAUUGGAAAAUAGAGGCUAGGAACGGAACAGUGAGGUCAUAAAAUGGGAUGAUAAAAGUACGGGCAUACUGUAACAUGGAAAACAUUAAAAUUUUGAAAUUUUUAGAUAGGGAGAAGGGAGUGAGAACAAGGGGUGGUAAAAAAACUACAAAAAAUUUUAAGUUGCACAGGGGACCAUGUUUAACAUUUUUAAAAAUUUUAAAAAAUUUGAAAAAAAAAUUUUUUUAAUGUCAAAAUUUCAAAAAAUUUCCGAAUUGAAAGUGACUUUCACUAAUCCAGGUAGACUUCCCAGAUUUGUGAUUCCAGAAAGCCGCCCGCGGGCACAGUUCGAUUAAUCAACCCAAAAGUCGGUCAUUCGAAUUAGCGCGGUCGCUUCGUAUAUAAGGCAUUGAAAUGUUUUUUCAUCAUUCCUUGGGCGAUGGGAUUAGGUACGGCUGUCCGUUUACUUCCUUACCUUUAUCGUUAAGGGGUGUUUCGAUGGCUUAUUAGGUUUUCUUUGAAAGAGAAUGGGGGAAGGGGGGAGUGAUGUAGGGGGGUUUUAAAAAUGAGAAAGGGUAAAGUUGAGGGUUUAAGGAGGAUAAGUUCUAUAGGACCUAUCGAAAGAGGUUGCUAAAGCCUUUAUGCUUUUUUGAAAGGGGUAGAUAAGGUCUUUAGGGCCUUUAGGAAGAAGUUGAUAAGGUUUUGAAGGGAUUUAAGAAGUAAUGCAAAUUUAUGUAAGUAUUUACUGUAGAAGUUGUGCUAGGCGUACUAGACUACAAGCAGUGUUGAAAAAUUUAAAAUCUUAAGUUUAGUACUAAAAAAAUUUCAAAAUCUUAAGUUUAGUACUAGCAAAAGGUUAAAAACGUAACUCUAGUAUCACUAAAACUUCAAAACCUACAGCUACUUACCACUAUACUAUAAGCUUUGAUACUAAAGUUUAAUUUCAACUCUAUCUGACUACACUAAGAACACUCACUAUCACACUAUACCCCUUACACCACUAAUAGAACCCUAUUUUCAGAAUUUCGGCUUCGGAAACUCGUAUAUGCAGAACUGCGGUAUCUCGUCCAGUGACUACGGACUUUUCAAAAAUUAA